Messenger RNA from Neltuma alba, 407 nucleotides. Its product is annotated as mitotic-spindle organizing protein 1B-like. Gene Ontology annotation, biological process: microtubule nucleation by interphase microtubule organizing center; mitotic spindle assembly; gamma-tubulin complex localization. The transcript is spliced from 2 exons. The record is from RefSeq and is a predicted model, not a curated record. Gene Ontology annotation, cellular component: gamma-tubulin ring complex; interphase microtubule organizing center; spindle. NCBI's taxonomy places the organism in Eukaryota, Viridiplantae, Streptophyta, Magnoliopsida, Fabales, Fabaceae. Bases 57 to 290 code for a protein of 77 amino acids.
UGGCCGGGCAUUCCUUUUCAUACCCACGCCAGAUCCACACAUUACUGGUUAGAAGUAUGGACCCAGAAGAAGCAAGAACUGCUCGGGAAUCGUUAGACCUGGCAUUCCAUAUGUCAAACAUUCUUGACACGGGCCUGGACCGUCACACUCUUUCUGUUUUAAUUGCUCUGUGUGACCUGGGUGUCAAUCCGGAGACACUUGCUGCUGUCGUCAGGGAACUGAGAAGAGACAAGGCUUCUCCAACUCAGCCAUCAUCCUCCCUGCCCGCACAAGCGUCAUCUCUGCCCUAAAUGAGCUUUAACAUUCGUUUUUCCGUUUUGCCUAUGCAUUGGGUUUCCUUUAGGAUCCGUGCGCAAGCAUGAUUAUUAGUUUAUAUUUUGAGCGUACAAAAACCAGCCAGGUGUUUA